UAAUGUAGGAUUUGUUCCACAGCUAAAUGGGAGUUAUUGUGAGGAACAUCUGCUGAGCAUAAUUACUAUUCUCAUCAACAGAAGCUCUUUAAUUUGCCAAGGCUAGUAUAUUGGUAGUCAGACCGUUUUUAAAGUAGUAUUUCAAGUAGGCAUUUGAGGUUAAGAUCUGACGAGAUGCACAGUUGUACUCGUGUAGACAGUUCUACUUUCCUCCAUGAGCAGUGUUCCCUCCUUCAAGUCCAGUGCGAUUUCACAUUUAGGACUCACACAACGAAAGCAAAAGUAAAAAUGAAAUCCCCCCCUCGGAAAGCCAUUGGAAGAUGAAAAUAUGGCGAUAUCCAAUGGUGGCAAGCGCGUCCUUUCUGUCCCACGUACGGCACGUGCUUGAACACGCGGUUAUCUCGCUGCCAUGGUUACCUGCCACAGGCUGGCACGAGGCUGGCAGGCAAGAGUUAAGGAGCCGUGUGCCAGCAGGACAGCGGAGCUAAACGCUGCACAUCACAAAGGCGCCGACUGCGCGUGCCCCGGCACAUUGGCGUCCAUGUGGUCUCUGCAGAGGGACGAGUGCUCCGGGACCGCGCGCACUUGCUUGGACAAAACUUUUAAAGGGGGACAUUAUUGUUUUUUUUUUUUUUUUUUUUUUUUUUUUGUCCUCCUGUUUUGGGGAAUGUUCAUCUCGGGCAACCGCAGCAUCACGGACUGCACGGCAACGCCACGACGUCAGCACGCGACAUUUAAUUAGUCGCUAAUUACAAGCCCGCGCGAGCUCGCGCGUCCUACACGUGAGCUGGAAGCCGCUGGGAGAUGCGCGUGCGCCGUGCUCGCGCGAUUUUGUUGCAAAGUGUCGGCGGAGGCGAGCGCUUGUCAGUCUAAAGUGGGGCUUAACUGGACGUGCAUCUGCUCCCUCCUUCUAGGAAUAAAAAACACAAAAAAAAACUACUGCAAAGGGAGAAGUUAUGGGUGACAGAAUACCGCGUCUUCAGGAGAGACAAUCUAUCGAUCACGCAAAUUUCCUCGGGGUGGAAUAUUCGUCGUUGUACAUGUGCAAGUCGAAGAGAGGGAUGAAAAGAGAGGAGAGCAAAGAUGCCUAUAAGUUGCCCCACAGGCUGAUCGAGAAGAAGAGGCGGGACAGAAUUAACGAAUGUAUUGGGCAGCUGAAAGAUCUGCUGCCGGAGCAUCUUAAACUGACAACGCUCGGACACCUAGAGAAGGCUGUGGUUCUGGAGUUGACCCUGAAGCAUUUAAACGCGCUCACCGCCGUCACCGAGCAGCAGCACCAGACGAUCGUAGCGCUGCAGAGCGGCGAUCGAUCCACGACUAAAUCGUCCAUCCAGGCCGAUGUAGAGGCUUUCCACUCCGGUUUCCAAACUUGUGCCAAGGAAGUGCUGCAGUACCUGCGGAGGUCGGAGAAGUGGAGCGCGCGCGAGGAGAGGUGCGCGCAGCUCGUGGGUCACCUGCAGAAAGUGUGCGCUCAGCUGCUGCCCGGCGCCCAGCUGCUCCCGCAGCAGCUCCUCUCCGCCGGCUCCGCUUCCCCUCGCGCGCAGGAGCCGCAGGCCAACUGCGUGCCCGUCAUCCAGCGGACUCACAACGGCGAGCUCAACGAAAACGACACGGACACCGACAGCGGCUACGGCGGGGAGGCGGAGAAGCACGAACUAGGCAAAGCGGAGCUCGAAUGUGGCGGCGCGAAGGCGCAGGGAGCCGCGGCGCUGCGGAUCAAGCAGGAAACGGAGGAGGAGCCCCGCGCGAAGAGAGCGAGGCUGGACGGUCACGGUCCGCGUCCCGGCGGCGCAGCCGUCGUGAAGCCGGAGCCGAGCGCCAGGUGCGGGCCCGACGCCGGUGUCCUGAACUCGCUGAUGGGACUGGGCGCCGCGGCGCCUUUCGGACAGGGCUCCUUCUGCAUGCCUUUCUACUUCAUCAACCCUUCGGCGGCCGCCUCCUACGUGCCCCUCAUGGACAAGUCCACUCUGGAGAAGUACGUCCUUUCCGCCACGGCCGCCGUGGGCUCCCCGUUCCCGCUGCUCUACCCGGGCUUCCCCGCCACCUUCCCGGGCGCGGGCAGCGGCCUGUGGGGAGGGAGCCCUGGCGCCCAGAGCCAGAAGCCGGAGCCGGAGCCGGACACGGACUCCUCCAACGAGCUGGAGCUGGAGUCACUACCUGUGGAGGACCUGGAAGAGUGUGGGGACGAGGAAGAGCCGCAGGAGGAGAGGGGAAGCGACGGGGAUUAAACAUGUGCCCGUGCUCCUCCUCCGUUAGCUUUGUCGAUAAGCAGAAAGAAUGAACGAAUGAAUGAAUGAAUGAAUGAAUGAAAGAAAGCGGAGAAGAAUGGCUCUUUCAACGUGUUCUGGAUGAAUGUCAUAUGAUUCCCAUUCCCAUGAAACAAAGCGGGUUAUUUUCUCAGAAUAUACAUAUUUGUAACAUUUACUCGCAUUUAGCCAGACGGUUAUAAUAUUCUGCUUAAAAUAACGUGCUUUGCCUGCCGUUUCUAGGUCCCACAUUUGUGUUUACCGUGUUUGUAAGUCGGUGUCAUAUUGUGAGCGGAAGUAGUGGACCACGGCGAGGUUUCCCUCCAUCUCACCACGAGUCGCGUCUCGCGCGCGGACGGGAGCACGUGACCGCUACUGGGGCACGUGCACAAAGUACCCUGUCCGGGCUUGGCACCCUCCCUCGUGAAGUUUUGAUAUUGAAUGUAAUUAUUUUCUAAGAAUACACGAGUGUAUAUUUAAACCACGUCGGAUUCCAGGUGUCUGCUUUUUCGCAAAGUGAAGUGCACUUGUUCCUGCCUUUUAAAGAUUAUUUUUUACACUCUCCCUUCUCCCUGAUGUUAUAGUUCAGGAAUUGUAAUUAAAUAUAUUUUCCUAAUUAGAUGAUGUAAGCUAACAGACAAAAUGACAUCUUUAAUAUGUGCCUGCGAAUUGCAGACACACAUUGUUUCAGACGUGGAAGACAGAAUGGGAUGUAAAACAGAUUUAAAGCACACAUCUAUAUAUCUACAGUAUAUAUACUGUAAAAGAACUAUUAAAACCAGAAAAUGUAGCUCCAAAUGUUUUGUGUCAUGCAGGGAUGUACAACUGGUAAAGGAAAUGAAAUACAACAACAACCCUUUGCUGUUGACUUUGCUUUAAGCUCUUAACAUAACAAACCAUUAGACUACUAUCAUUAAGAUAUGUUCACCGUCUCAGUUGCUGCUGUUCCAUAAAUGUGAAUUUGUAAAGUACUGAUGCGCGAAAUGUAUCAAAAUAAUUUAAAGCAGCUCCAGCUUUCAGAUGAAGCAGUCCAUGUACUAGGUUGGUCAGGCUUCUUCUGCUGCUUCACAUACAUACACACCCAUACACCGAGAGCUUACAGGACAUGCGUGGAGCAGGAAAUUUUUAUUUUUUUUUUCUUCAAUCAUCUUCUACCCAGAAUUUGAUCCAUCUCUCCUCAGUGAGGUGGCUAUGGGGUCUAUACCCAUGAUCCCACAGCACUGCACGAGUGCUGUCCUAGAAUGUUUAGUCAGAGAGGGUAAAAUCUCACAAUAAGUCGUUCAUGUAAAUAUUCAUGUAUAUAGUUCUUUACCUUUUAAUAUAUAAUGCUGCUUUCUGAUGUUUCCCUCAAAAGCUGCAUUUUCAAUGGUAUCAUUGCCAAAAGAGUGGUUUGUUGUGUAUAUAUAUACUUUGUUAAUACGCAAUUAAAUGUCUGAUGUAAUGUUGUAGGUUAACUGUGCAGAUUUUUACAGGAUUUCAGUGAGCAAUGUGCAUUUUUUUGUUAGUUAUUCUAGGCUAAAGCUGCCCUAAAUUAUUUUAUGAAAAGUUAUUAAAUAAAAAUCAGCAAGAAA
Messenger RNA from Scleropages formosus (Asian bonytongue), 3817 nucleotides. RefSeq names its product class E basic helix-loop-helix protein 41-like. Bases 957 to 2228 code for a protein of 423 amino acids. Lineage: Eukaryota; Metazoa; Chordata; Actinopteri; Osteoglossiformes; Osteoglossidae. Gene Ontology annotation, biological process: regulation of DNA-templated transcription. Gene Ontology annotation, molecular function: DNA binding; protein dimerization activity. The transcript has 5 exons. The record is from RefSeq and is a predicted model, not a curated record.